Suricata suricatta (meerkat) is the source of this 818-nucleotide messenger RNA. It is a transcript of the gene RPL14, whose product is annotated as ribosomal protein L14. The transcript is spliced from 6 exons. Gene Ontology annotation, molecular function: structural constituent of ribosome; RNA binding. Lineage: Eukaryota; Metazoa; Chordata; Mammalia; Carnivora; Herpestidae. Gene Ontology annotation, cellular component: cytosolic large ribosomal subunit; ribosome. The record is from RefSeq and is a predicted model, not a curated record. The coding region runs from base 167 to 817 and encodes 216 amino acids. Gene Ontology annotation, biological process: translation; ribosomal large subunit biogenesis.
GGCAGCUCCGCCAAGUCUUCCCAGUGAGCAUGCGUGCGCAUACGCACGUACGGCGCUAGCCAAUCAGUGCUCGCGGCGGCGGCUCGCUAGUCGCGGGGGCGGAGCGGCCUCCUUCACUUCCGCCCGGUCGCUCGGGCCGUCUUCCUUCUCGCUGAGCGCCGCCAACAUGGUGUUCCGGCGUUUCGUGGAGGUUGGCCGGGUGGCCUACGUCUCCUUUGGGCCUCAUGCCGGAAAGCUGGUCGCGAUCGUAGAUGUUAUUGAUCAAAACCGGGCUCUGGUGGACGGACCUUGCACCCAGGUAAGGAGGCAGGCCAUGCCUUUCAAGUGCAUGCAGCUCACCGACUUCAUCCUCAAGUUUCCUCACAGUGCUCGCCAGAAGUAUGUGCGGCGAGCCUGGGAGAAGGCGGAUAUCAAUACAAAAUGGGCGGCAACAAGAUGGGCCAAGAAGAUUGAAGCCAGAGAACGGAAAGCCAAGAUGACAGAUUUUGAUCGUUACAAAGUCAUGAAGGCAAAGAAAAUGAGGAACAGGUUAAUCAAGCUUGAAGUUAGGAAGCUACAAAAAGCAGCUCUCCUGAAGGCUUCUCCCAAAAAAGCAGCUGCUGCUAAGGGUGCAGCUGCUGCUGCUAAGGGUGCAGCUGCUGCUGCUGCAAAGGCUCCAGCAAAAAAGGUGGCCGCCACAGGCAAGAAGGCUCCAGCCCAGAAGGUUCCUGCCCCGAAGGCUGCGGGCCAGAAGGCAGCACCUCCAAAGGCUCAGAAGGGGCAGAAAGCUGCACCACAGAAAGCACCUGCUCCGAAGGCAUCUGGCAAGAAAGCAUAAA